Rhagoletis pomonella (apple maggot) is the source of this 789-nucleotide messenger RNA. RefSeq lists its product as uncharacterized. The record is from RefSeq and is a predicted model, not a curated record. NCBI's taxonomy places the organism in Eukaryota, Metazoa, Arthropoda, Insecta, Diptera, Tephritidae.
AGUCCACUGGAGUAUUGUUCCUCAUAUCCAGCCAAGACACCACGUAUCAUCGUCCAUUAGCAGCACGUCUACGCGAUGACAUUAUUAACCAAGCCGAAAGCCAAUUGGCCAACACUAACUACGUCAUCACCGUUCAUAUACUACAUGAAAUAUUCAAUUUUCCAAGCUAUUGGGUGAUAAAGAGUACGAUGCCUUUGGUGCGCUCCAAACUGCUAGACGAGCAUACCAAGUGGGUGGUGUGGUUAGAGGAGAGUACACAUGUCUCACUGAAGGCUCUUUUGGAACAGUUAAUACUGGAGGAUGCGACACAGUAUACUUGUUUAAGUCACUCGCUCUAUGAGCAUCAGGCGAAUGUAAGACAUCAUUUUGCUUUUCACGAAGAUUCGGAAUGGUUUCCGUUCCCCUUCCAACGCGCUGGUAUUGUCUUUUCAAGAGCUUUAGUAACCAAAAUAGCGAAGGUAAUGGAUACCAAGAACGAGGAUAACCUACCAUUUAUUAUUGAUAUGGAGCAUGAGCUGGCCGUAUACAUUUAUAACAAUAUAAAAACUGAUGAUGCAGUGAAUAAAUUUAGCUACAAAGGGGUGGAAGAUGGCAGGGCACGGAACACCGUACGAAAAGUGCUAAUGCGAAAAGCUGAUUACAUAUGUCCGCGAUCGAGUCUAGAAACUCAAGGAGCUCUAGACAAGAAGUGUGUAAUGUACGCAAAACCAAUGGACAAGAGCAGAUGUGUGAGUACAUUUAUGUUAUCCGACAAAGAACUUGGCUAUAAUAAAUAACACUAUAGCAGAG